GGGCAGUAAAACCACUCAUCUCAUAAAGCAGGACGGAACUUAAGGCGCAGCGAGUACAAUUGAAAAAGUAUACGUUUUAUAAGCAGUAUUUAUAACAGUGCUGUCAUUGCCAACCAAGGUACCUUAAUGCAGUUAUUGUAAUAUCCAAGCUUUCGUACAGGAGGAAACGCGAAAAGGGAUAUAGUCAUGACAAACGAUGAUGAUAAAGGGAUUCCAGUGCGGGUUGCCUUGCGAAGCCGCCCGUUGGUAACUAAAGAAAUCAACGAGGGAUGUCAGUGCUGUCUCACUUUUGUGCCUGGAGAACCACAGGUGAUUGUUGGCACAGAGAAGGCGUUCACCUAUGAUUAUGUGUUUGAUCCCACCGCUGAACAAGAAGAGGUCUUCAAUACGUCUGUGUCUCCCUUAUUGUGUGGGCUUUUCAAAGGCUACCAUGCCACCGUUCUUGCCUACGGACAGACUGGAUCAGGGAAGACCUUCUCCAUGGGAGGAACAUACACAUCAGCUCAGGAAACCGAUCCUGCAGUCGGAGUUAUUCCAAGGGUUAUCAAAAGGAUCUUUGAGGAAAGGGAGAAGAGGGCAGACUGUGAAUUCUGCCUGGCAGUGUCUUACCUUGAGAUCUAUAAUGAAGACAUAUUGGACUUGCUGUGUACUUCGAAAGAUAAAGCUAGCCUCAGCAUUAGAGAAGACCCUAAAGAGGGCAUAAAGAUCGUGGGUUUGACCGAGAGGCGGGUGUUCUCCGCCCAUGAGAUGGUUGGCUGUCUGGAGAUUGGAAACUCAGCUCGCACCGUGGGCUCCACCGCCAUGAACGCCGCUUCUUCCCGCUCACAUGCCAUCUUCACCAUCACUCUGGAGCAGCGCAGAGGCACAGACAAAGCCGACUCAGUUGUUUCAAAAUUGCACCUUGUGGAUCUGGCUGGUUCAGAAAGGCAAAAGAAAACCAAAGCAGAGGGAGAUCGUUUAAAAGAAGGCAUCAGCAUCAAUCGAGGCCUUUUGUCUUUGGGUAAUGUGAUCAGUGCCUUGGGGGAUGAAAGCAAGAAGAGCAGCUUUGUUCCGUACAGAGACUCCAAACUCACCCGCCUGCUUCAAGAUUCUUUAGGAGGCAAUAGCCACACUUUGAUGAUUGCGUGCAUCAGUCCUGCAGACUCUAACAUGGAGGAGACCAUCAACACGCUGCGAUAUGCUGACAGAGCGCGCAAGAUUAAAAACAAACCUAUUGUCAACAUUGACCCCAGAGCUGCAGAAAUGAACCAUUUGAAACACCAGGUUCAGGAGCUGCAGGUGAUGCUUCUUCAUGCCCGUGGAGGAGUGGGUCUGGUGCUCUCGGGGCCAGAGUCCACGGAGAAAGUGAGUAAGCUGUUGGAAAGGAAUCGCUCCCUGCAGGAUGAGAACAACAAACUGAGCAGGGAGCUGAGCGAGGCAGCUGGACAGACUGCCUUCAUGUUUGAGAAAAUCAUCAUGACGGAACUGGAAAAUGAGAAACUGCAAAGCAGAAUGGAGCAACUGCGGCACCAUGCAGCAUGUACGGUGGACCUUCAGAAACUGAUGGAGACCCUGGAGGACCAGGAGUUGAAGGAGAACGUUGAAGUGAUGAAGAGCCUGCAGGACAUUAUCUUGGAGCUAAAGAGUGAGAGUGAAGGCAUCGCUGCCUCCAUCGACGCUAUGGCUGCAGGAGAGGAUGGAGCUGAGCUGUCCGGGAACGGCAGUACAAACGAUGAUCCAGAUGUCACUGGCAGUGCUGGAAAGGACUCCCCGGAGGGCUUCACUACCCAUCAUGCUCUGCGGCAGGCCCAGCUCUCCAAGGAACUGAUUGAGCUGAACAAAGUGUUGAGCUUGAAAGAAGCCUUUGUGAGGAAGAUGUGCCAGAAUGACACCCAGUUAGAGCCGAUGCAGUUGGAGCACCAGCAAAAUGUUCACAGUCUGCAGACCUCGGUGGAUUCUCUGCAGAAGGAGAAAGAGGAUCUCCUUCUGGCACUUUCUGCAAAGAAAGACACCAACCAGGCCAAGCUCAGUGAGCAGCGCAGGAAGAGACUGCAGGAGCUCGAGUGCCAGCUGGUUGACAUGAAGAAGAAACUUCUGGAUCAGUCCAAAAUGCUGAAACUCAAAGAGACCUCCGUGAAGAAAGUUGGCAAUCUCAUGCAGGAGAUACAGGGGAUGAAGAACCAGCGCACGCAGCUGAUGAGGCAGAUGAGGGAGGACUCUGAGAAGUUCAGACAGUGGAAGAGCAAGAAGGACAAGGAGGUGCUGCAGCUCAAGGAGAAGGAUCGUAAACGGCAGUACGAGUUGCUUAAACUUGAGAGGGAUUUUCAGAAACAAGCCAAUGUUCUGCGUCGUAAAACUGAGGAGGCUGCAGCAGCAAACAAGCGGCUGAAAGAUGCUCUGCUGAAGAGAAGUGAGGUAGCAGACAAACGCAACAGAGGAAUAGAGGGAGCUUCUACAAGAAUUAAGAAUUGGCUCCUGAAUGAAGUGGAGGUGAUGGUGAGCACAGAAGAGGCCCGGCGCCACCUCAACGACUUGCUGGACGACAGAAAGGUUUUGGCUCAGGAGAUCAACCACCUCAAACAGCAGAUGGAGGCAGGGGACCGGCCUGCUGCCAAGAUCAGACGCCGGACCCUGAUCAUCUCUGAGCUGGAGACCCAGGGGGCACUGGAGACGCCUCUGACCAAACAGGUGGAGAACCUGGAGACAGAGAUGGGCCUCAGGAAUGCCCAGAUAGCCGACCUUCAGCAGAAAGUCCUAGUCGCCGACAGCGAGGGCCGGAUGAAACAGCGCUUCGACAGCAUCACCAGCAUAGUCGAUGCCAAGUGUGCCCUUAAGCUGCUUGUGUCUGAGCUGGUGGCUGCUAAAACAGCCGGUGGCAAGCUGGAGAGCGAGCUCAAACAGGAGGCGGGGAAUGCUCAGGACCUGAGGAAGAUGCUGGCUGACGAGAGGAACGUCAUGUCCACCAUGGACAUGGAGCACCAGGUGCAGAUGGUGGAGCUGGAGCAGAGGCAUCAAGAGAAGGUCCAGUACCUCCUUAACCAAAUACAGGACAAAACCACACGUGAAGAGUCGGCCAAAGCAAAGGAGGAAGAGGAGAGCUCCAUGGAGAAGGAGCUUCUCCAGCGCCUCCAAAUUCAGGAAGAAGAACUUGAAAAGCUACGAGAAUUAAGCGAGCAGAACCAGGCACUGCUGGAGGAGAACGAGCAAUAUAAACAGAAAGUCUCAUUGCUCAACUGCAUUGCAAGUGAUAAGAAAGUCCUCAUGCCUUCGACCAACAGUGGAAACAACGCAGAUGACUCGUUUGAGUACGUUCCUUCAAAGCCAAAAGGAAAGCGCUUCACAACAGCUAAACUUCAGCAGGAAAUGGACAUCAACAUUGAAGAGCUGAGGUCUCACAGUGAGAGCGAGGCUGAGGAUGAUUGGCAUCCUGUGAAAGCUGAGAAGGCACGCAGAACCUCCAAGAAGCCAAACGCUACCAGGUGUGCGUGUAAAGGUCGCUGCAGUAACCGCUACUGCAGGUGCCGUAAAGGAAAGAUGACCUGCGGGGAGAACUGCCAGUGUGAUCACGAGAAGUGUCGAAAUAUGGACAACCAGGGGAAUCCCGAGGAUGGAAGUCAGGCAGAAAAUGUUUCCAAAGACUCUCUUCAGGACCCCUCAUCCGUCAGCCCGGACAACGCCACAUUCUUCAAGCCGCCCUCUUGUACACCCACUAAGAAGGUGCUAAAAGAACUCGGGGAUAUGGGACACACCACUACAGACCUGAAGUUGGUCAGGAAGCCUCUCCUGCCAGAUGAAGAAGAGGACAUGGAUGAGGAGACGGAGGACAGAACAACAGCCAGUUUCCUCAAGAAGAAGAAACGAAUCCUAACCAGCUUUCAGAACAGCUUCUUCUCUGGGUGCACUCCAAUCAGAGAGGAGUCUUAAUCAGGGCAGAGUUAGUUUAGGCCUGUGUGUGUACUUAAAUGUUGUGUCUUUUUUUUUUUUAAAUGUUUACACUGUUGUACUGUAACAUGAAAGUAGCUGUUGAUUCUACGUCACUUUUUUUUCUGUCCAGGGUAACAAAAGGACUGUGAAUAGAGUUGCGUCUUUUACUGGAAUUGAUAAUGAAAUGAUCAAGGAGCCUGUACAUAAUAUUUCAGUUGAAUGUGUUGGAUGAUAAUAACUUUAUAGUAAGACUUCAUUUACGUAGCUUAUUUGUAGGAACACCAGUAGUACACCCAUCUACAGUAGCGGUUUUACUGUUCCACACAUUAUAACACAACAUAGCCUUUUAGGGUUUUCACUGUGAUUUUGCUAUCAGAGCUGAAUAAAGUCUUACUUUCAAGUCUUGUUUUUAAAUAACAAACUUUCUUUUUGUCUGAAUAUGUACCAGUGUUUAAUAUUUCGGCAUCAAAUAAUUUAUCUCUAUUAAUUUCUCCCCUACAAUGUUUGGUUUUACACUGCUAUUUCUUACCAGGAGUGGAAGUCCUUUUUGAUAUUAAAUAGAAAAAGGUCUUUGAAACGCUGCGUUUAUAUUAUGAUCUAAAUUUGCACUAAAGAAGGGUUAGGGUGUACUGAAGAGACAGUGGAAGGAUUCAGGAUCCGAUACUUUGAGAGUACAACCUCAUUUUGAAGGUGUUGCCCAACAUGUAUUGAUUCAGUUUUUUUCAAAUGAUAACUAUUGCUUCUGUUUGGGUUUAUAAUUUGUGUAAUAAAACAUUUUGGAUUUAGAAGUAGGAUAAUAGUUCCAAAGCAUGAGCAUAAAAAGGUUGGUUAUUAAAGAAUAUGUAAUGACUGAGGCGAUUUACGUUUGAAAAUAAACUUGAUGAUCCAUAUUGUAAA
Molecule: messenger RNA, 4800 nt
Organism: Eleginops maclovinus (Patagonian blennie)
Lineage: Eukaryota; Metazoa; Chordata; Actinopteri; Perciformes; Eleginopidae
Gene: kif4
Product: kinesin family member 4
Exons: 31
Coding region: 187-3903 (1238 amino acids)
Biological process (GO): mitotic spindle organization; microtubule-based movement; spindle elongation
Cellular component (GO): microtubule associated complex
Molecular function (GO): ATP binding; microtubule binding; microtubule motor activity
Source: RefSeq, a predicted model, not a curated record